Messenger RNA from Erigeron canadensis, 1265 nucleotides. RefSeq names its product serine/arginine-rich splicing factor RS2Z32-like. The transcript is spliced from 7 exons. Gene Ontology annotation, molecular function: protein binding; zinc ion binding; mRNA binding. Gene Ontology annotation, biological process: mRNA splicing, via spliceosome. NCBI's taxonomy places the organism in Eukaryota, Viridiplantae, Streptophyta, Magnoliopsida, Asterales, Asteraceae. The record is from RefSeq and is a predicted model, not a curated record. Gene Ontology annotation, cellular component: nuclear speck. Bases 37 to 951 code for a protein of 304 amino acids.
AAUCGGAAUUGGGGAAAAACUUACCGAAGGUCGAAAAUGCCUCGCUAUGAUGAUCGGUAUGGUACAACUCGUUUAUAUGUUGGCCGUUUGUCUUCAAGAACACGCUCUCGUGAUUUGGAUUACCUCUUCAGCAAAUAUGGGAGAGUACGUAAUGUGGAUAUGAAGCAUGACUACGCAUUUGUUGAUUUUAGUGAUCCCCGUGAUGCUGAUGAUGCAAGAUAUAGCUUGAAUGGUAGAGAUCUGAAUGGCAGUCGACUUCUUGUGGAAUUUGCAAAGGGUACUCCACGCGGACCUGGUGGUUCUAGAGAACAUAUAGGUAGAGCUUCACCACCUGGGGCAGGACGAUGUUUCAACUGUGGACUUGAUGGUCACUGGGCUCGAGACUGCAAAGCUGGUGACUGGAAGAAUAAGUGUUACCGAUGUGGAGAAAGGGGCCACAUCGAAAGGAACUGCCAAAAUAGUCCUAAAAAGUUAAAACGUGAUCGGAGCUACUCAAGGUCACCGAUACGAUCACGCUCUCCUCGUCGUCGCCGAAACCGGAGUCUUAGUUAUAGCCGAAGCCCCAGUCGUUCCAGAUCUCCUCCAAAGAAGGAACGUGAAAGGAAACAGCGCCCCCGCUACUCUAGGAGCUCAAGCCGUAGCCCUGAGUCGCAUAAUUCACCAUCUCCCUUUAAAGGAAGAAAGCGCAGCCAAACUCCUACUGAGGACAAAGUUAGCCCUUCUCCCAAGAGGGUAAAUUCAGAGUAUAGCAUGAGCCCACAGAGAGGAAAGAGCCAAAGUCCUGCAUACAGUCCUGUUGUAGCUAAUGGGCGUGGCCGCAGCCCUAGCCCUGUGUAUGAACAAAGCCUUGUUGACCAUGAUGGUCCUGCAGCUCAGGGUAGCCCAGUUGACCAUGAUCGUCCUGCAGCUCAGGGUAGCCCAGUUGAUGACGAGGGUCCAGUUGUUGAAUGAAGUCCAACUCUGCUGAAAAAUGGUUUUUGUUACAUCACUGUAGGACCUACAUGUUUGUGUCAGCUGUCUGUGUUUAGUUGAAUGGUGUAAGUGUUGAAAUAUUUACACCCGUGUUCGAAAUAUCUGAAGUCCAACUGAUAGUGAUGAAGUGAAUCUACAGGGAAGUGAGCAACUUUAAACUGUGUUGAAAAAAUGUUUUCGUUACAUUACAGUAGGAUGUUGAAAGACACAACAUAUUUGUUUCAGUUGGGCGUUGGCCAUGUUUAGUUGUUGAAUGGUUUAGCAUUGCAAUAUUUACAUCCGUGUUCUAGAUA